GAUAUGAAUAACCCAGUCAGAUGCUUGGAUAGGUGAGCGCUACUACAAUGUCUGAGCUCAGAGUUUAAAUAAGAACUACCUUAAACAGCAUUUAUGACACUUUUAACUGUCCGACAACUUCAUAAGCGCAAACGAAAAUAGAUUUUAGUUAUUUAAUGAGUCGCUAACAUUUGUCUCACACGCGUUAUUACAUUAUUUGUGUUGAGAAACCUUCAUUCGUAAUGUUGGCAUCGGUGUUUUUCCACCAUUGGGAAUUGUAGGUGUUCACUUCGCCUUUUUAGCUAAAUGACAUGGGAUUUAGCGGUGUUCUGGCGUGGGACGUCGGGUCUCCUUCAGCUGAAAAGUCUUGAAUCGGUUCUAAUACUGGGCUGCAACACAUAUUUUCAAAAAGCAUGGAGUCUGUUGGGAAGUUUGAGUUCAGCAGGAAGGACUUAAUUGGUCAUGGUGCCUUUGCAGUCGUGUUCAAAGGCAGACACAAAGAGAAACACAGUUGGGAAGUUGCUGUAAAGUGUAUCAAUAAGAAAAACCUUGCCAAGUCCCAAUCUUUGCUAGGAAAAGAAAUCAAGAUAUUAAAGGAACUAAAGCAUGGGAAUAUUGUAAGACUACUAGACUAUCAGGAAAUUGGAGGAUGCGUGUAUCUUGUCAUGGAGUAUUGCAAUGGGGGGGACCUGGCAGAAUAUCUUCACUCAAAAGGCACUCUUAGUGAGGACACGAUCCGAAUCUUCCUGCAACAGAUUGCCCAGGCCAUGAAAGUUCUGCAAAGCAAAGGCAUCCUUCACAGAGACCUGAAACCCCAAAAUAUUUUACUCUGCCACCCAGAGGGGCGCAAGUCCAGUUCUAUCAAUGCCAGCAUUAAAAUAGCUGACUUCGGGUUUGCACGGCAUCUCCAGACAAACAUGAUGGCUGCCACGCUGUGCGGCUCUCCUAUGUACAUGGCUCCUGAGGUCAUCAUGUCACAGAAUUAUGAUGCCAAAGCCGACCUGUGGAGCAUUGGUACCAUCAUGUACCAGUGUCUGACAGGAAAAGCACCGUUUCAUGCCAGCUCUCCACAGGAACUCCGUCUUUUCUAUGAAAGCAACACAACACUGUUACCCAGUAUCCCUAAGGAAACUUCUCCUAACCUAAGACACCUGCUGUUGGGGCUUUUGCAACGAAACCACAAAGAACGAAUCACUUUUGAUGAAUUCUUCCACCAUCCUUUCUUGGAGACAAGCACAUCCACAAAGAAAUGUUUGCUUGUGGCACCAAUUUCCUAUCUCACCUCUGCUUCUGGAAGCUCUUCCAGCAGCUCCUCCACAUCCCAGCUGGCCUCACCUCAAUGCUCUGACGGAGAGACGCACCAGCCCAAAGAGAUGCACUCACCCGCAGAAGACACUGCAGGCUCCCUUCUAAAAGAAAAAGCCAAUCCAGACAUCAGAAACACACUGUCAUACGCAGAGGAUUAUGUCAUGGUGCCAGCCCAGUAUCUUAGUGAAUACACAUAUGAGAUGGAAUCAACCAAUGAAAGCUGUCUAAUGUGUAGUGGGAGCCCAAGACCGACUGUGAGAGUUACUGGAACCACUAGAAGGGCAUCAAACCCUUCUCUUUUGCAUUCUCCCCCCAAGCCUUGUGGCAGUCCUGUUAAACUUGAUGGCCCAGCCCGCAGCAAGUCUGUACCCAUUCCUGUCCCGACUCAGAUCCAGAACUACCAGCGUAUGAACCAGAACCUGCAACAUGCAGGCAUGCAUGGCUCCACAAGGGCAAUGGCGUGUUGCACUUUGGGAAGCAGAGGAAGCCGCGUAGACUGUGGAAUGCGUAGAGCUUCAGCUCCGGCCAUCGCCUCUUUCGCUACAGCCAACUUCUCAAAUGUGAUCCCUGGAGGUCAGAUACAGCUGUCUUCCCCACUAGUUGGACAAAUCCCAAAGACUUUAGAACAGAAUUUUCCUCUCAGCUCAAGAACUGAACUCUUAUCUGUGUUUCCUGAUGUACAAGUCACCACCAACCCCAAGCACCUGGAUCAACCUAAAAAGCUAAACUGGACCGAGACGGUCCCAGACCUGCAAGGCCUUUACAAAUUUCCUGCCUUCCAGACCAACAUCGACCACAAGUCAAUGCAUAAAAAAGGCCCUUUUAAAAGAUCUCUGAGCACUGGAAGGUUAUCUGACAUGCUGCUGAAGGCGGCCUUUGGUGCCAACCUUUUUGAGGAGGAAAGUGAUGAAAGCUUCGGGACUGACAAAAGUAUGGAUCCAACAGCUCCACCUACUGGAAGUUACAAAUGCUUUCAGUUCUCAGACAGCCCCCCUCCUGUAGUCUUCACCAUGGGCUCUCCUUCCCAGGGAACCACUCCUCCUGAUGCCAAGGUAUCGAGGAUGUUUUCAGGCUCACCCAGUCAUAUCAAUUCAGCCUGGCUACUUAACAGUCGUACCCCCCCACGAGGAGCCCGGAGAAACAGUGAAACUGAUGCCAUGGAUACAAUUCUGCACAGAAACAGUUUGUUCCACCUUCCAGGACUCCCUGAAGAUACCCUCAUGGAGGAGGCUCAUUUGGAUGCCCUGAGUGACUUGCGUUUCACCUUGGCUUUUGUCCACUGCAUCAUGGAGCUGGCUUCUUCAAAGGAUCCCGAGCUGGAAGCCUGCAGUUCAGAUAUUUCCUUUCUGCAGAAGAGUUUGGUGACAGAUCAAAUCAGCCUCCUGAGUAAAGAAUGGAGCUUUGCAGAACAGUUAGUUUUAUACAUGAAAGCUGAGGAGUUUCUGUCAUCAGCACUGCACACCGCCAAGGAAAAUAUUAAACAAGGCCAACUCCAGCCCUCUUCUAUUGUCAAACAAGUGAUCAGGAAGCUGAACGACUUGUACAAGAGCUGUGUGAGUUUCUGUCGCUCCCUGAAUGAUCGACUGCAGACCUUCCUACUUGACAAACAGAAGCUUAUGGACCGCUUCGGUGGUUUGACAGCAGAGAAGCUCAUCUACAGCCACACUGUGCACAUGGUACAGUCGACCGCUUUAGAUGAGAUGUUCCACUAUGGUACAUCCUCAGUCCAGCGCUACAACAAAGCUCUUUUGCUGAUGGAGGGUUUGUCCAGAAUUCUUACAGAGCAAAGAGAUAUUGACAGCAUUGAUAAAUGUAAGGAGUGUAUCGAGAAACGUAUCUCAGCUUUGCAGACAUAAGAGUCUGUUGUGAGCUUCACAGCUGCAUCCAUAGUAACAGGAGUACCUUGUAUCAUCCAUUACUUUGGAAUGUGGAAAGAUACUUCAAAACAAAAGCACUUUGAUCUCCUCUUGGAGAAACGACCACUGAAGGAUCUACUCUUGCCUUAUCCCUACAAGACUGUAACUGCAUUAAACGUGCACAAAAACAUGACAAUUCUGUUUUGUACCAGUGUUCAUGAAUGUUGAAGUACAUUAAUUUAAUGAAUGGUUCUCAGUAUUUGCUUUGUUACAGAAUGUGUUAUUGUGUUUUGUUGUGUUUUGCACCUAAAAUGAUCAGAGCGACUAAUGAGAUUAUGUCAUACUUGAAAAAAGGCUGAGGCUUUUGUUUUGUUGUUUUAUAUGUUUUAAAAGUUCAGUCAACAACACACGUUUUUUAUAAAAUGACCAAAUAUUGCCAGUGGGUAGCAUCAUCAGAAAAACUGUGCCUCCUUUACAUUAUUUCAUUGCAGCAGACAAUGAAUUGUAAAAGUCGUGAAACUAUGUUCUGAUCUCUGACAGAACAUUUUCUUUGCCUGUCAGUCUUAAGACACAAAUAUUGCACAGAGCAAUAAAAAUACUUUGAUAUGAAUUAAAAUUAGGUAGAAUAAAGUCAUGUCCAUUAAUUCCUUAGGUAGUAAUGCUCUCAGUCAUGAGGAACUGCAUGUUUAUACACCAUUUGAGGCAUUUUGGUUUUUUUUUAACUUGUCCUUUGAAAAAUGUUUAGAUUAACCAUUUUCAGAUGCAUUUUCUUAUAAUUGCUUGAUUACAUGUUGCAUUUAUCUGUGAAAUUAUAUUAUUUGGUAGUUUUUUUAGAUUUAAAACAGCCAAAUUGAUGAAUAUGGUUGUAGUACAACGUGUGAUGAAAAUAAAUGUUAUUUAUUGCCAAAA
Messenger RNA from Oryzias latipes (Japanese medaka), 4052 nucleotides. RefSeq names its product unc-51 like autophagy activating kinase 1a (gene ulk1a). Gene Ontology annotation, biological process: protein autophosphorylation; peptidyl-serine phosphorylation; response to starvation. Gene Ontology annotation, molecular function: ATP binding; protein serine/threonine kinase activity. The record is from RefSeq and is a predicted model, not a curated record. Gene Ontology annotation, cellular component: phagophore assembly site membrane; autophagosome; cytoplasm. Lineage: Eukaryota; Metazoa; Chordata; Actinopteri; Beloniformes; Adrianichthyidae.